Molecule: messenger RNA, 1278 nt
Organism: Arxiozyma heterogenica
Lineage: Eukaryota; Fungi; Ascomycota; Saccharomycetes; Saccharomycetales; Saccharomycetaceae
Gene: PRP46
Product: mRNA splicing protein PRP46
Exons: 1
Coding region: 1-1278 (425 amino acids)
Biological process (GO): mRNA splicing, via spliceosome
Cellular component (GO): catalytic step 2 spliceosome; precatalytic spliceosome; Prp19 complex
Molecular function (GO): protein binding
Source: RefSeq, a predicted model, not a curated record
AUGACAGACGAUAAUUCAGAUAAUGUUGCAUUACAAGAUGUAGAUGAUUAUUAUUCGAGGUUAAGAUGGGAUAGUCAAUUCCAUUAUAUGGCCAAAUUACCUACACAUUUACAAGAAUCGAUUGAUAAAAAAUUAUCCACGAGUUUUCAGUGGGACCAAUCAUCGUUAGCAAAUACUGAUAGCGUAAUAAUAUAUCAGAAAUCAAAAAAUCUUAAGAAAUCCUUUGUAGUGGAUCAAAAUAAGAUAGACAAUCCAUUAGAAAGAUAUGAGACAUUAAUGUCACAAAAACCGCAAUGGCAUCAUCCGUGGAAACUGGCAAAGAUAAUAAAUGGACAUUUAGGUUGGGUACGAUGUAUAGCUAUGGAACCUAUUCAAAAUGAAUGGUUUGUCACAGGGAGUAACGAUACCACUUUAAAAGUUUGGGAUUUAGGUACUGGACAUUUGAAAUUAACACUUAGUGGACAUGUUAUGGCGGUAAGAGAUGUUUGUGUAUCUAAAAGACAUCCCUAUAUGUUUUCUGCAAGUGAUGAUAAAUUGGUUAAAUGUUGGGAUUUAGAGAAAAAUUCAGCUAUUAGAGAUUAUUAUGGGCAUUUAUCUGGGGUUCAUACUGUUGAUAUACAUCCAACAGUGGAUUUAAUUGCUACUGCAGGUAGGGAUAGUGUAGUUAAAUUAUGGGAUAUUAGAUCAAGGAAGGCUGUUGUGACGUUAGUUGGACAUAAGGCACCAGUACAAAAAGUUAAAUGUUUACCUGUAGAUCCACAAGUGAUUAGUUGUUCCAAUGAUGCAACUAUAAGGUUAUGGGAUAUUGUAGCAGGCAAGACUAUGAAAGUUAUCACACAUCAUAAGAAAACAGUGAGAUCGAUAGCUACUCAUCCCACAGAAUUUUCAAUGGUGUCUGCAUGUACUAAUGAUGUAAGGUCAUGGAAAUUACCCGAAGGUGAUCUUUUAACUAACUUUUUAUCAGAAUCUGUAGGAAUUAUUAAUACAUUAUCAGUUAAUGAAGAUAAUGUUUUGUUCGCUGGUGGAGAUAAUGGAGUAUUAUCUUUCUUUGAUUAUAGAUCAGGACAUUUAUAUCAAUCUAUACAUACAGUUAAAAUGACAGGUUCUUUAGAUAGUGAAAAAGGAAUUUUAACCAGUUGUUUCGAUCAAACAGGAUUAAGGUUGAUAACUGGUGAGGUAGAUAAGAGUAUUAAGAUAUGGAAACAAGAUGAAGAGGCAACACCUGAGACACAUCCAGGUAUACCAUGGAACCCAAUUUUGGCAUCACAACGAUUUUAA